UGGGCUUCAUUCAUAAGACAAGAUCUGCUACUGUGCACCGUAAUAUAGCAAGCGUCCUCCGGCGUUCCGUGAGCGGACUUUAUGGAUGUAUAUUUGCACGUUUGAUAAGGUCGGAUAACGGAGAGCACUGAGAGGAUUUACCGCUGAACCGGGGAGGACUUCUUCGCAGAUUGAACUGGUAGACCUCCCUCCCCCGUCUAAAAGCGGGGAACUGGAUUAAGAGUCUUCAUGCAACUUUUUUGGAAAGAGACCAAGAGCGUUUCACCGGGGAAUAACAAGAAGACUUACAUAGGUGACAUCGCUCUCUCUCCGGUACCUGCAGGUGUCGCGUUCUCUUUCGGCCCCCCCGGGGAGAUGUACCAAGGAUUUCCCGGCGACCCAGACAGCGGUUCCCGUGGAAGCUCGUCUCCAUCUAUAGAGUCCCAGUACCUUUCCUCCGUGGACUCCUUCGGGAGCCCGCCGACCACCAGUGCUCCACAGGAGUGUGUGUCAGCAAGUGCUGGCUUGAGCAUUGUGGGCAGCGGGCCAGGGACAAGUGGUGGAGGUGAGAUGCCCGGUUCAUUCGUGCCAACCGUCACUGCCAUCACCACCAGUCAGGACCUGCAGUGGAUGGUACAGCCAACCCUCAUCUCAUCCCAGGCUUCUGGACAGAGUGGCUCCACCGGGACCACGACCAUGACCCAACCAGCUUCACUGGUUGAUCCGUUUGACAUGCCAGGCCCGAGUUAUUCCUCGGGAUCUGGAUUCACCCCACCGAGUUCAGAAACUCCAGGGCCAGCAGCUGGCCCUGUCCGUCAGUCCAGAGCCCGAACUCGGCGUACACGAGAAGAGUCUGUGAGUGAAGAUGGAGAUGUUGGUGUGUUACUAACACCCGAGGAAGAAGAAAAGAGACGUGUUCGUCGAGAGAGGAACAAGCUGGCUGCUGCCAAAUGCCGAAAUCGCAGACGAGAACUUACAGACAGACUGCAGUCGGAGACAGACGUACUGGAGGAAGCAAAGGCAGAACUGGAGGCAGAGAUCUCAGAGCUACAGAAGGAGAAAGAGCGCUUGGAGUUUGUGCUGGUGGCUCACCAGGCAAACUGUAAGAUCCCAUACCAGGACCAGCCUCAGCAGGGCUCAGCACAGCUGCCUCCAGUGCAGUCCCAGCUGCCUCCCCAGGCCUUACAACCGCCUGUCUCCAUUGUGGGCUUGACUGUGAAGGAAGACUCUUUCUAUCUGCCUCCUGCCUACACAGCCCAUCCUGCCUCCACACAGUCCCAGCCUCCGGUUCAACAGCAGCAGCAACUCCAGCAGCAGCCUCAGCCUGGAAUAAUGCAGGAGGUAGAGUUCUCUAGUUCUUUUUAUGGCUCAAGCGAGCCAGCACCUGGUGGGCCAUGCCUUAUGGUCAACGACAGUGGUGGUGGUGGUGUUAACCAUGACGAUGCGGCCAUUGGCAGCUACAACACCUCAUACACAUCUUCAUUUGUGUUCACCUACCCAGAGGGAGCCUGCGGGGUCAGUGCCAACCAGCGGAACAGCAGUAGCGAGCAGUCGUCCGAUUCUCUGAACUCGCCUUCUCUGCUGGCGCUCUGACUGACCGACAGACACACGCAUACACAUGUUAACACACACGCACAUUAUUCUCGCUGGAAGUAGAGGCUGAAGUACACGCACAGUACCGAUCAGCCUCACCGAUUGAGAAAAAAAAUAACAACAAAAACAACCAAUGGUUUACAUCUGAUUGGAUUAUGAGUUUACACAUUCUGAAAUGUAUCCUAAUUAAGAGCCAUACAAAUAGUUGCACAUUAGGUCUAACCUUUAACAUUCACUAUAUUUUAGUUUUCUAUUACACUCGCAACUGGACAUUAUGGGUGAAUAAAACUGGGUUACGAAAACUGAGUCCAAGUUGCCAAUCUUAAGUUCUGUGGCUUAACAGAUUAAUUCACAGUGAAUUCUCUUAAGCUUGUACUCUGACUGAGUAAGAAACAACACGAUCACUCCGACAAGCACAAGCGCCCCUAACUUGUUCCCUCUGUCGGUUGCCCCUCUUCCAGUGCUCCCAUCCUUUUCCAUGCUUUUCUUCCUCUCGCUGAAUGUAUUUGUGCAAAUCUGAAAUAGGGACGAAGGACGCUCUGUUCAGGUUUUCUUCUCGUGGGAGACAGGCUGCUGAUCUCUCGCUCACCUCUAACUGUUCAUCUGCUCGACUUCCCUCUGCUUCUUCAUUUGCUGUUUGGACUUGGCAAGUUAAGGAUCUGAGUGUCACAGCCCGCCACUAAAUCUUGUGCUUUUUCCUUCUCUCGUUUUUUCUUUUUCUUUUUUUUUUAACAAAAAAACCACAAAAAAAAAAAAUCUUCUGACGUCUGCCUACCUGCUGUGCGACCCAUCUCUACCCAUCUCUGUUUUCUCCUCUUCUGUCUCUUUCUCCUUCUCUCUGAAGUCUUCGACCCCCGAGAGCCCGAAGACACCCUCCAGCCCUUGGGACCUUGAGUGAAAGCCGGCUCAA
This is a messenger RNA of Pundamilia nyererei, 2482 nucleotides long. It is a transcript of the gene fosb, whose product is annotated as FBJ murine osteosarcoma viral oncogene homolog B. Gene Ontology annotation, biological process: regulation of transcription by RNA polymerase II. The transcript has 5 exons. Lineage: Eukaryota; Metazoa; Chordata; Actinopteri; Cichliformes; Cichlidae. The record is from RefSeq and is a predicted model, not a curated record. Gene Ontology annotation, cellular component: nucleus. Gene Ontology annotation, molecular function: RNA polymerase II cis-regulatory region sequence-specific DNA binding; DNA-binding transcription factor activity, RNA polymerase II-specific. The coding region runs from base 229 to 1572 and encodes 447 amino acids.